This is a messenger RNA of Entamoeba nuttalli P19, 2245 nucleotides long. RefSeq names its product DNA-directed RNA polymerase I largest subunit, putative. Lineage: Eukaryota; Evosea; Mastigamoebida; Endamoebidae. Gene Ontology annotation, biological process: DNA-templated transcription. The annotation marks the transcript as partial. The record is from RefSeq and is a predicted model, not a curated record. Gene Ontology annotation, cellular component: RNA polymerase I complex. Gene Ontology annotation, molecular function: DNA-directed RNA polymerase activity; DNA binding. The transcript has a single exon.
AUGGAAGCAAGAAGUGAAAUAAUGAAUAUUGCAUUAUCAGAUGAACAAUAUGUUGUUCCAAAGAAUGGACAACCAUUAAGAGGACUUAUACAAGAUCAUGUCAUUUCAUCAUUUAUGUUAACAAAACGAGAUACAUUCUUUACAAAAGAAGAAUAUUGUCAAAUUGUUUAUACUGCAUUAUAUGGAAUAUAUGAACAAUAUUCUAUUAGAAUUCCAAUGCCAGCUAUUCUUAAACCAAUACCAAAAUGGACAGGAAAACAAGUUGUAACAGCAAUUUUAAUGCAUAUUAGUACAAAUCAUUGUACAAUUAAUUUUGAAGGAAAAUGUAAAGUAUCAACAAAUGAAAUUAAUCGAGGAGGAUAUCAAACAAAAAAAGAAAGAAAAUUAAUGAAACAAAAAGAUGAAUUUACAGAGAAAUGGAGUGGAGCUAAUGAUAGUUUAUGUAUAAUUAAAGAUUCACAAAUGUUGACAGGAACAUUAGAUAAAAAUCAAAUUGGAGCAUCGAAUCAAAGUUUAAUUCAUGCAAUUUAUGAAUUAUAUAAUGGUAAAGUUUCAGGAAUGUGUCUUACUUUAUUAUCAAGAUUAUUAACAACAUAUUUACAAAGAAUUGGACAUACCUGUUCAUUAGAUGAUUGUAUGUUAAAACCAGAAUUUGAUAAUAAACGAACAGAAAUGUUAAAUAAAACAAAUGAAUUAGCACGUACUGCUAUAGCUAAACAUUUUAAAUUAGAAGGACAUUCUAAAUAUGAUAUUGAUCUUGCACUUGCUAAUGCUAGAAGAAGACCACAACUUUCAAAAGAACUUGAUGAUGCAGUUAAAACAGAAGUUAAUGAAUGUACAUCAAAUGUAAUUAAAGAAUGUAUUCCAUAUGGACAAUUAAGAGCAUUUCCAUGGAAUAGUCUUGCAUUAAUGACAACAACAGGAGCAAAAGGAUCAAAAGUUAAUCAUUCACAAAUUACCUGUUUACUUGGACAACAAGAAUUAGAAGGAAGAAGAGUACCAGUUAUGGCAACAGGUAAAACAUUACCAUCAUUCCCACGAUAUGAUACAUCAGCAAGAGCAGGAGGAUUUAUUGCAUCAAGAUUUCUUACAGGAGUUCCACCACAAGAAUUCUUUUUCCAUUGUAUGGCAGGAAGAGAAGGAUUAAUUGAUACAGCAGUUAAGACAGCAAGUUCAGGAUAUCUUCAACGAUGUGUAAUUAAAAUGUUAGAAUCAUUACAUGUAGAAUAUGAUUAUUCAGUAAGAGAGUCAGAUGGAUCAAUUAUAGAAUUUAUGUAUGGAGAUGAUGGAAUUGAUGUAAUGAAAAGUGGAUUUCUUAAUAAUAUUGAUUUUUGGGCAAAUAAUUAUGAUGCAUUAGUUUCAAAAUAUGAAACAAAAGCUAUUCUUUCAAAGUUUAAAAAAGGAUUUUCAAGAGCAUGUAAAUUACAAAAGAAAUGUUUAAGACAUCCAGAAAAAUAUGAACCAGUUCAAAGUAUUUAUUCACCAAGUAAUAAUCUUGCAGCUGUAAGUGAAAAGUAUUAUAAAUUAAUUAAUGAUUAUAUUAAAGAAGAUAAAAGAGGAGAAUUUAAAAGUGGUAAACUUGAUCCAGAAACAUUUAAAGUUAUGAUGAUGUUAAAAUAUAAUAAAUCAUUAAUUAAUCCUGGAGAACCUGUUGGUGUUUUAGCAGGUCAAUCUAUUGGAGAACCAUCAACACAAAUGACAUUAAAUACAUUCCAUUUAGCAGGAAGAGGAGAUGUUAAUGUUACAUUAGGUAUGCCUCGUAUUAAAGAAUUAGUAAUGUUUGCUAAAAAAGAAAUUGCUACACCAUCAAUGAUUCUUUAUUUAAAAGAACCAAAUCAAAAAAAUACAGAAAAAUUAGCUAAAUUAUUAACUAAAGUUACAUUAGCUAAUAUUAUAGAAGGAAUUAAAUGUUUAGAUUCUAUCAUUGUUCAUGAAGGACAAAGAAGAAGACAAUACACUAUUGAUCUUACUCUUAUUGAUAAAUAUGAAGAAGUUGUUGAUUUUAAUACAACAGAAAUUACUAAAAAAAUUAAAUCAGUUUUAAUGAAUGAAAUUGCAAAAAGACAACAAAGUAAAGUUGGAAUUGAUAUUGAUUAUAAAGGUGUUAGUGGAGAAGAAGCUGAAGAAAAAGUUAAUGAAGAAAGUGAAGAUGUUCAAGAAAAAAUUAAUAAAGGAAAAGUUAUUGAGGAAGAAGUACCUGAAGAAGAACAAAAUGAAAUGAGUGAAGAAGAAAUAGAAGAAAAAA